This is a messenger RNA of Cornus florida, 1465 nucleotides long. Its product is annotated as protein JINGUBANG-like. NCBI's taxonomy places the organism in Eukaryota, Viridiplantae, Streptophyta, Magnoliopsida, Cornales, Cornaceae. The transcript has 2 exons. Gene Ontology annotation, molecular function: protein binding. The record is from RefSeq and is a predicted model, not a curated record. The coding region runs from base 73 to 1383 and encodes 436 amino acids.
UAAACACUACCCCAUUUGCAUUAUCAUCCAGUCCUUUGAGAUAGAGAGAGAGAAAGGGAGGGGGAGAGAGAGAUGGCCUCACUAGAUCCUCCCAAUUCACCUCCAAAUCCAUCUUUCUCAAUAAGAGGAAGAACCCACACCACCAAAUUAUUGAGAAGCAUUUCCACCAAAGAAUCAUCUUUCUCUGAAACCCCAUGGACACCUCCUCGCUUGAGCUCACCUUCUCUCCCAAGUCCAUGUCUCCACAGCUCCCAACCAUCCUCUCCUCGCCUUUCCUUCACAACACUAACAACCCCUGCAGCCUCGAAGCAGCUUGAUGACCUUCACACCACCUACAGAUGCAUCUCUUCUGUCCUCAAAAAGGACGGCCAGAUCCUCUCCGUCGACGCCUCCAACGGCUUUGUUUACACCGGCUCGGAGAGCAACGUCGUCAGGGUUUGGAGGUUGCCGGAAUUCACCGAAUGCGAUCAACUCAAGACCCGGACAUGCAUGGUGGUUGCUCUAGAGGUGUCAAACGAUAGGGUUUAUGCAGCCUAUGCAGACUGCAAGAUUAGGGUUUGGCGCCGGACGUGGGAAGGAGUCAUGAAGCAUGUUCGGCUAUCGACCAUUCCGAGGACCGGAAGUUAUGUCCGGAACUACAUAUCCGGCAGGGACAAGAUGAUGAAGCAUUUGGGGCCCAUAUCAUCUCUGGCAAUCAAUGUAUCAGAUGACAUUUUGUACUCAGCUUCCCUUGAUAAAACAGUGAAAGUAUGGCGAAUUUCUGACCACAAAUGCAUCGAGACCAUCCAAGCCCAUCAGGCGCCCAUCAACGCCAUUGUGGUGGCCGACGACGGCGUACUCUUCAGUGCCUCCGACGACGCCACGGUCAGGGUUUGGCGUCGCAACUUCUGUAACGGAGACCGACCCCACUCGCUCACCGUGACCCUACCGGCGAAGAACUCACCCGUCAAAACCCUAACCCUAACCCAAGACAGUGGUGUCCUCUACGGUGGGUGCACGGAUGGGUACAUACAUUAUUGGCUAAAGGGUUGGUUUUCGGGGCAAUUGCAAUAUGGUGGUGCACUUCAGGGUCACACCCAUGCUGUGAUGUGCUUAGCCAGUGUGGCUAACUAUUUGGUCAGCGGCUCGGCUGACUCGACGGGUAGGGUCUGGGUUCGUGACCCAGAUGGUGCACACAUGUGCAUUGCGGUCUUACAAGGUCAUAGAGGGCCCAUUAGGUGCGUGACUGCCUUUUCUGGGCGCGUGACGGAUGAGAGUGAGGAUGGUUGUACGGUCUGCACCGGGAGUCUUGAUGGGGUGCUUAAGGUGUGGCGCGUGAGGCACACGAACAGUGCGGGUCGGAGCUCCACCCAAAAUGGUUCUGAAUAUUUUGAUCUGAAAUAGUUGUUUUUUCUUUUUGUGUUUUGUGUUGCAAGUGUACAGUGUAAUUAUUUUGUGGAUUGUGAUAGAUUUUUGCAGUUAAUUA